Molecule: messenger RNA, 3153 nt
Organism: Emiliania huxleyi CCMP1516
Lineage: Eukaryota; Haptophyta; Isochrysidales; Noelaerhabdaceae
Exons: 10
Coding region: 1-3153 (1050 amino acids)
Source: RefSeq, a predicted model, not a curated record
AUGAUGUUCAAGGCCGCGCACGUCUUGCUGCAGCGCGCCGUCGGCGGCGACGCGGCCGCGGCUGCGGCGCUCGACGAGACACUCUCGACGGCCGGCAUCACUGCGGAGCUGCUCGGCGCGCUCACUCUGGCUCCUCCCGAUCCGGCGCAGAGGGCGCAGGUGGAGGCGCUCGGGUCGCUGGGCGGGCAGAAGCUGGAGCCGCUCGGCCGCGCCGUGGUGCUCGCCAUGUCGGCCAGCCUCGGUGCCUCGGAGUACGUCUGCUGGCGGCACCUUCUCGCGGCCUCUGCCGCUGGAGAGCUCGACGCUGCACCCGGCGAGCCGCUGCAGGAGGGGCUGCUCGUGGCGGACGCGACCGCCGAGCGCGCGGCGGCGUCGCUGCUGCGCGAGCGCCAGUGCACGCUCCUUCUCCUCCUCGACUGCGUCAAGCUCGCCUGCACCGCCCCGGGUGCCAGGAGCCCGGCGGCGCAGGCCGCGGCCGCCUGCGCCGCUCGCUUCGUCACGGCGGGCUCCCCGCCGGCGGCCGGGCUGGCGCGCCUCCUCCAGUCUCUCUCGUCCCUGCUCCCCACCUCGCUCGAGCUCCGACUGCUCACCUGCGCCCUCGUCCGCCUCCUCGCCCCUCCACACGCCGCCGCGCCCGAGUCUGCCGCCGCGCCGCCGCCGCCGCCGCCGCCUCCUCCUCCUCCUCCUCCUCCGCGCGAGUGGGUGUCGGCGGUAGACAUGCUGCGCGCGCGCGGCGCGGUGCAGGAGUCGGAGCAGGUCGUGCGUGUGCUCGCGUCGUGCUUCCCUCGCUGGGCGGCGACGCUGCGCCUGCUCGCCGCCCUCGCCGCCCGCGCCGAGCCGCUGCGGCUCGAAUGGCACAGCGCGGGCGCGGCGCUCUCGGACGGGCGGUGGGGCGAGCAGUCGCUCGAGCCCCUCCUCCUCGCCCUCCUAGCCCCGGCCGCCGACGGCCCUCCGCCGCACGAUUCGCCCCUCUGCUCCGCCGUCGCCGCGCUCGUGCAGGUCGCCGCGGCGCGGCUCGGCGGGCCGUCCCCGCCGCUGCCAGGCAUCGUCCCUUCCGACGGGGGCGCGUUCGCGGCGGCCCCGAUGCUCGCCGCGCUGCUGCGCCUCGCGCGCGAUCGAGCCCCCUUGGCGGAGAUCGGCGCCGAGCUCGUCCUCGCCGCGUGCACCCACCCCACCGCCGCGCCAGCCGCCCUCGACGCCCUCGCCGCCUCCGCCGCUCUGCCUCCUCUCCUCGCCGCCACGUCCGAGCUGGUGCUGCCCCUCGCGCGCUCCUCCGCCGCCGACGCCACCGCCCUCCUCCACGCCGCCGGCUUCCGCUUCAAGAUCGCCGCCGCCGCGCUCGCCGCCGCCACCCGCCCCGCAUCUUCUCCCUCGCCCGAGGCGCUCUCGGACGGGCGGUGGGGCGAGCAGUCGCUCGAGCCCCUCCUCCUCGCCCUCCUAGCCCCGCCCGCCGACGGCCCUCCGCCGCACGAUUCGCCCCUCUGCUCCGCCGUCGCCGCGCUCGUGCAGGUCGCCGCGGCGCGGCUCGGCGGGCCGUCCCCGCCGCUGCCAGGCAUCGUCCCUUCCGACGGGGGCGCGUUCGCGGUGAGCGAGGCGCGCGGCGAUGGCGCCGUCCAGCUGCUCGACGCCGCGGCCCUCGACGCCGCCCUCCCCGGCGCUGGGGCGGCGGAGCGGCGGUCCGCUUUGCGCGCGGCCGUCGCCUUCAACGAGCUGCAGCAGCAGGCGCACGCAUGUGGGCACGCCCUCCGCGGCUUGCGCGACGUGUGCGUGCUGCUCGGCCGCGGCUGCGGCGAGAUCGACUACUCUGCCCCGCGUCUGCAGGCCUCCGAGGCGGCCUUCGGCUGGCUGCCCUCCCUCCCUCCCUCUGCCGCGCCCCACCUCGCGCCUCCUCUCUGCGAGUGGGCCUCCGCCCUGCUCGUGGCUCGCGACGGAGGCGCGGCGGACGCCGAGGCGGAGCGCACGGCGGCGCUGCACGCGAGACUGCUCUCUCCGCUGCUCCGCGCCAGCAGCGCGGCACUGCUUGCCGCCAAGAGCGACCCGGCCCGCCGCCACGCGGCCGGCGUCGCCGCCGAGGUGGUCGGUUGCGACGCGGCUCGCCGGCGCGCGAUGGUGCGGCUGCUGCGCGCGCCGCUGCGCUUCCCGCCGCGCUCGCGCGCGCGGCUGGCGGCCCUCGCGAGUGCGCGCGGCGUCGCCGCCCUGCUCGCGCCGCUCGCCGCGUCGCACGCGCCACUGUUGCUCAGCUCGGGCGGGGCCGACUUCGUGGCCGCCAGCACGCGCCUCCUCUCUCCCCUCGCCGCCGCGCUGGUCGACGCCGCCGCCGCGGCCGAGGGGGGGUCGACGGCGCACCGCGCCACCGAGUGGGGCGGGGGGGGAGGGGACGGCAGGAUUCGGGCUAUGGCGGGGGGAGGGGACGGCCGGCUCCUCGGCCUCUCCCUCGACGAAGCCGACGUCGAGAUGGGCGGCGACGGCGGCGCGGCGGCGGAGGCGGCGGCGAUCGAGGCGCUCCUCGCGCCGCUGGUCGCGUUUGUGCACUCCGCGGCGCGGCCGCCGCUGAGUGAGGCGCUCCUCUUCUCCCCGUCGCUGCGCGAAGGCGGUGCUCUUGCGGAGGGGGCGCCCCCCAUCGCAGCCGUGCGGCGGCUGAUCGGCGCUUGCCGCGGCCGCCUCGUCGCUGCGGACGAGCGGUGCGCCUCGCUCGCCUCGCUCGCCAAGUCGCUGCCCUCAGCGACGGCGCAGCAGCUGCGGGGCACCUUCGCCUCGCUCUCAGACGAGCUGCUCGCGGCGGACUCGACGCCGCUCGCCCUGGCGUCCCGCACUGCAGGUGGUCUUGACUCGCUCCGCCCGCCGCCGCGCCACUUCGACCAGCCGCAGCUGGCGCGUUGCACCGAGCCGCCGGAGCCGGCCGCACUGCAGCCGGCCGCGCCGCUCACGCACGCCGCCGCGGCCGCCGUCGCGCGGGCGCCGCGCGCGCUCCGCGCCGCCGCCAAGCGCGGCGACCCGUCCGCCCCGGGCGAGCCGUCACUGGCCGUCUGCCUGUCGUCUCUGCUGCAGCUGGCGCCCGCGGCGGCGUUUGCGAGGCACGAGGCGCAGCUCGCGCUCGUGCACGCCCUCGCGCGCAAGGCGCUGGAUCUGCUCUCGGGCGAGCCGGUGCUGUAG